This is a messenger RNA of Saprolegnia parasitica CBS 223.65, 1702 nucleotides long. RefSeq lists its product as hypothetical. The record is from RefSeq and is a predicted model, not a curated record. Lineage: Eukaryota; Oomycota; Saprolegniomycetes; Saprolegniales; Saprolegniaceae. The transcript has 15 exons. The coding region runs from base 1 to 1638 and encodes 545 amino acids. Gene Ontology annotation, molecular function: oxidoreductase activity, acting on a sulfur group of donors, disulfide as acceptor.
AUGCACGUAAUCGGUCUCAUCCUGGCGCUGUGGGCGGCCGUCGCCGCCGCCGCCCUCGACAAGGCCCAGCGCGUCCCCAUCAGCGUCAUCUUCCGCGCCUACUGCCCUGCCUGCCAAUGGUACAUUGGAGAUCCGCUCAUCAAGCUCAUCUCGGACCCUGCAUUCCGCGCCAUCACGGAGCUCUCCUUGAACCCGGCAGCGGGCAUGACCGAGACAGACGCCGGCUUUGACUGCACAGGCGGCCCGUCCGAAUGCGAAGGCCACCGGUGGUUCGCGUGCAUUCUCGACAAGGAUAAGGACUCGGUCGAGACGUACAUGAAGCACAUGGCGGCGCGCGACGGCAGCGACACGUGGCAAUCGCGCCUCGAGUUCUGCUACCCCGAUCCGGUCGCGAUCGCUGCGCUGCGCAAGUGCAAGACCGAGGACAGCACGCGUCUCUUGCGCCAGCUCACCAAAGAAGCGCAAGCGCUGGACCUCGGCUGGAUGCCCUACACCAUCGUUAAAGGCGGCGUCGUCGGCGAUGUGACCAAAGGCGUCAUGCUCAAGGAUCUCAAGCUCGCUGUCUGCAACGCGUACAGCGGUCCUGACAAGUACCUCCCGAUCGAGUGCUACGGGCUCCUCGGUCGACCGACGCCGGCUGUCGCAUCGACGACCGUGGUUGUGCCUGCCGCUCUCGCCGCCGCAACCUCGAGUCCACUGACAACACAACCACCCACGACGACGGCCCUUCCAACGACACUGCCAGCAGCCGCCAAGAUUCAACUCCAAGUCGUCUGGCGCGCAUUCUGCCCUGCAUGCAAGUGGUACCUGAACGACCCGCUCUUGCGUGUGCUCCAAGACCCCGAGUUUACCGAUAUUCUCACCUUCAAGCCGUACCCCUCGGGCUCGACGACGGGCACGAACGGCGCAUUUAGCUGCACGGGCGGCCCCUCCGAGUGCAUGGGCCACCGCUACAUGAGCUGCGCGAUUCACUUGUACCCGGUGGUCGCCGAGCAAGCCAAGCACUUGGCCUGCAUGGAAGACGAGAAGAAGCCGCGCGGCGCCUGGGAUAAGAUCGUAAGCAUGUGCUUUCGCGGCCCCGCGAUCGCGCAAAUGAAGGCGUGCUACCAAAAGGACAGCGCCAAGUUGCUCGAAAAGUUUAUCGAGACGACCAACACCGUCGACACGCCGUGGCUGCCCCACACGACGGUGGACGGCACCAUCCUCGGCUCGCCGACCGAAGGCGUCAGCUACGACAUGCUCACGCUCGGCAUCUGCAAUGCUUACAAGGGCCCUCGCAGCAAACGGCCCCGUGCAUGCCCGCCGCUCGCCGCCGACGUCUUGACGACCGUGCCACCGACGACGACGACCGUGCGCCCAGCCGUCGCCGCCGACACUGACGACGAAGAAGACGACAAGAAGGAUGCGCCGGUGCGGCCGUGCAUCAACCGCGAAAAGGGCUUUGUGUACGAAGAUGCGCCGGACAUUGGCAAGCGGGGGCUGCGCAAGGGCGCCGAGAAGCCGGUGAAGCUCCAGGUGGCGGUCCCGGCAUCGUCGUCGUUGGCGUCCAACCCGCUGCUCGUGCCGGUGCUGCUGCUGGGCACGAUCCUCUUUAUCGUUGUCCGCUUCUCCAAGACGUCCGAGAAGAAGGACAUGUAGAUGGUGUACACACAGUAGUAGCUCGAAGUGGCCUUUCCACCUCGUCUUCAACAUGCGACCAUCG